CUGUGUGUUGUGUCAUCACGUACGCGCGGUGUUGGACAAGAAGAGGUGAAAUAAUGUAAAUGUGAUUUUUAUUUUUCUUGGACAGAUAAUAGCGUGAUUUUCGGAACCUGCAAAGCGGAUUUUGCAAAGAUUACACAGAGAAGGACAUAAUUUAAGUUCAAUAUUCCAGUCAUGAGGGACAGACUUGGACAUCUCCAGGCAGUAUCACUGUCUAAUGGCACUGCAGCAGACCAUGAAACUGCCCAAGCUCUCUCUCCAUCAGAAAACACAGACUAUGUUGACCCUCCUCAGGACCCCAGCACCAACCCUGACAUGGAAGCUGUCUUUGAUGAGGCACAGGAGGCUCGCCGUCAGAUUCAGUACAUCCGCCUGGAAGUUAAGCGUCUCAGGGAGCGAAACUCGCAUAUUUUUACAGGCACAGUCUGCUCUAGUGCUUCUAAUACCUGUGACUCUAAUGCUAUUGCAGCUGACAUCAAAACUCGUGGACAGGAGAUGCUCGUGCACCUUCGCAAGAUGGAUUCCCACAGGAAAGAGUUAGAGGGAAAGUAUGGCGUCAAUUCACCGGUGACGAGAAUCGCCCGAACACAGUACGCCAGCUUAAGCAACAGUUUCCGUGAUGCCAUGGUGGAGUACAAUGACGCUGAGAUGAGCCAUAGGGAGUCCUGCAAGGCGUAUAUUCAACGGCAGAUGGAGAUUGUGGGCCGAGAGGUCACAGGUGACCAGAUCGAAGAGAUGUUGGAGAGCGGUCAGUGGAACAUCUUCAGUGAGAACAUGGUUUCAGAAGGUAAAACGGCACAGUCUGCACUCAUCCAGAUCGAGAGCCGACAUACGGAACUGCUACAGUUGGAGAGACGCAUUCAGAGCCUUCAUGAGGUUUUUCUGGAUGUGGCCAUGUUAGUAGAAGAGCAGAAUUCAAUGAUAGACUACAUUCACACCAAUGUUCAGUCAACUGAGAUGGAGGUCAGGGACGUCCUUGUGAAGCUGGAGCGAGCCAAGAGACAUGAUAGGAGCAAUCCGUUUAAGAAAAUGUUCUUCCGGAAACGAUGACAUGGACACAGAUAUCACAAUGUCAAAAAAUGCAUACUAAGUAAUCAGCUUUUUUUGUUUAUUUUAUAAUUUUUUGUUCCUAUUCCUUAUUUUUGCUAAUUUAUAUUCAUCUUUGUGUGUGUGGGGGUUGAAACCCGAAGUAUCUCAAAUAUUUACAUUUUGUUUAUUAUAAACAUGCAUUUUUACAGCUUGCAGUUGUGGCAAAUAACUCAUUUUGUGCCUUUGGAGAUUUGGAAAUCCUUUUUUCUGUGGUUUGCCCUUCAUCAAGUGUUUAUUCUUAUGUAAAAUAUAUCUUGUCAAUAUAACUGUAAAUUUUUUAGAUAAGUUAGGUAUUGGAUGAUGGUUAGUUGUAAUGGAUUCAACUAUUUCAUGUGUACACAAAUGUUUUAUCAGCUAUGUCUCAUUUGGUGUGCAUUCAUUCAAAGUUUUGUAGCAUAUGUCAUAAAUUAGAGUGUAAUUUUGUUACCCUAAUUAGAUCCCAUGUGCCCACCUCGUGUGAAACGUGAUGUCCCCUGCUCACAACUAUUAAAAUAACACAUGCCAAGAUACAAAAAACUUUUCUGACUAUAUUGUAAAGAAAGUUGCUAAAAGGAUGUUGCUAUAUAAUACUUUGUUAAAAUUUUGUUCCAGGGACAACUGUGUAAUGUAUGGUGAUGCGUAAUAAACAGGAAGAUGUAAUGUAAAUUCUGUUCUGUUGACCCAUACACUUCUGUUCAAAGGUUUGGGGUCAGACUUAUUUUUUUGAAAGAAAUUAAUACUUUUAUUAAGCAAUGAUGCAUUCAAUUAAUCAAAGGUAACAGUAAACACAUAAAUAAUUGUUUAAAAGAUUUUUAUU
Molecule: messenger RNA, 1882 nt
Organism: Onychostoma macrolepis
Lineage: Eukaryota; Metazoa; Chordata; Actinopteri; Cypriniformes; Cyprinidae
Gene: stx11b.2
Product: syntaxin 11b, tandem duplicate 2
Exons: 2
Coding region: 172-1047 (291 amino acids)
Biological process (GO): intracellular protein transport; exocytosis; synaptic vesicle fusion to presynaptic active zone membrane
Cellular component (GO): presynaptic active zone membrane; SNARE complex; endomembrane system
Molecular function (GO): SNAP receptor activity; SNARE binding
Source: RefSeq, a predicted model, not a curated record